Cucurbita moschata (crookneck pumpkin) is the source of this 810-nucleotide messenger RNA. RefSeq names its product UPF0481 protein At3g47200-like. The transcript is spliced from 2 exons. NCBI's taxonomy places the organism in Eukaryota, Viridiplantae, Streptophyta, Magnoliopsida, Cucurbitales, Cucurbitaceae. The record is from RefSeq and is a predicted model, not a curated record. Bases 1 to 810 code for a protein of 269 amino acids.
AUGCAGGUCUUGUUGGAUCCUUCAUCUUUACAGACGUUGCCUAAGGAUGCAGCACGAGAUAUGUUGUUGCUUGAGAAUAAGCUACCCAUGAUGCUUCUUGACAAGCUGGGUUCCAUGUUAAAGCUAGAGAAUAAAAAAGUCAAAUUGCUUGUUUUGAAGUUCACGAACUUUCCUACCAAUGUAAAUGAAGGGUUAACGAAGAAAGACUACUCACACCUUCUAGAUAUGUAUAGGGCGGAAUUGCAGUUUCAGGAGGGGAAUGGACAGAAACUACUUCAGCACAACCACUUGGGAAUGAAACUCGAACACGUGGAAAUGGGUCAUGAAAUUCAGCUAGCCACACGCUUCCAUAAAGCUGGGAUCAAACUCAAGAAAGGGUGUAACCUUACGAAUGUGAAUUUUGAUGAAAACAAAGGUGUGUCGAGCCUCCCGUUCAUCGAAAUGAAUGCUAACAUUGAAUCAAGCUAUUUGAACGUGAUGGUAUUUGAGAAGCUUUUUGGGAUUGAUAACAUAGUAGGCUCUUUCAUCAUCUUGGUGGGUAAUCUACUGGAGAAAGAUAAGGUAGAUUCAUUCUAUCAGCUGGCCAAAGGCAAGUUUUUGGACAUGUCGGGUCACUACCCUUACGUCUACAAUUCAUUGAAUGAGCAUUGUAAAAGGCCAUGGAGAAUAUGGUGGACGACACUAAAAGAUGUCAACUUUCAAAGUCCAUGGACCAUUAUCUCUACUCUUUCUGCUUCGAUCGGUUUUGUGUUCCUUACUAUCCAAACCGUAUACGGAGUGUAUGGCUACUACCUCCCACGUCGAUUUUGA